GUUCGCCACCCCCUCCAGCAAAGGUUCCUUCAGAGCCCCCUCAAGUUACUGCUAACUCAGUACCUACUGUGCCACAGUUGCCCAGUUCUGAUGCCUUUGCAGCUGUAGCUCAGCUGUUUCAAACAACACAAGGACAACAGCUUCAGCAAAUUCUUCAGACUUUUCAACAGCCUCAAAAACCCCAGUCACCAGUCAUAGAUAACACUGUGAUGGCUCAGGUUCAAGCUAUUACCGCUCAGUUGAAAACUACAGCAACACAACCCUCAGAACAAAAAGCUGCCUUCCCACCACCUGAGCAAAAAACAUCAUUUGACAAAAAGCUGCUAGAUCGGUUUGACUAUGAUGAUGAACCAGAAGCAGUGGAGGAUUCAAAGAAGGAAGAUUCAGCUCCUUCUCCUUCUUCAGUUUCUCAGCCAGCUUUGACCCCUCUCUCAUUCAGUGCACAGGCUGGAUGGUGCUCAAUACCUGGUGGAUUUCCAGGAGAAGGUAUACAACAGCCAGUAUUUCCUCAACUCCCCAAUAUGGAUCCCUUUCAGCAGCGAAUGAUGGGAAUACAACAGGAUCCAGUGCGUCACCAGGUUCCACUUCCUCCUAAUGGGCAAAUGCCAGGUUUCGGUCUUCUGCCUACCCCGCAGUUUCCACCCAUGGCUCAGCCUGUGAUUCCGCCAACAGCACCUGUGCAGCAAACUUUUCAGUCUCCUUUUCCAGUACAGAGUGAAUCACACAUACAAAAACCACAUCAGCAGGAUAUGGAAGUGGAACAGCCACCUAUUCAAGAGGCAAAACGACAUGCUUCUGACAACAGGAAAUCAAGAUCUAGAUCUGCAUCAAGGUCACCUAAAAGGAGACGCUCAAGAUCUGGCUCCCGAUCGCGAAGGUCACGUCAUCGUCGAUCUCGAUCGCGGUCCAGGGACAGGCGCCGACACUCUCCUAAGUCUCGGUCGCAAGAAAGACGUGAACGGGAGAGGGAGAGAGAACGCAGGUCAAAAGGCCUUCCUCAGAUCAAGUCAGAAACUGUUAGUGUUUGUAGUACUACGCUUUGGGUAGGACAGCUUGACAAAAGGACAACUCAGCAGGAUGUUGGGAGUCUUUUGGAGGAAUUUGGCCCAAUUGAAUCAAUAAAUAUGAUACCACCUAGAGGAUGUGCCUAUAUUGUAAUGGUUCACAGACAAGAUGCUUAUCGUGCCCUGCAAAAACUGAGCCGAGGAAACUUCAAGGUCAAUCAGAAAUCUAUAAAGAUUGCAUGGGCUUUGAAUAAAGGAAUAAAGCCAGAUUACAAGCAGUACUGGGAUGUAGAAUUAGGUGUUACUUACAUACCAUGGGACAAAGUGAAACCUGAAGACCUUGAAAGUUUCUGUGAAGGAGGAAUGUUGGACAACGAAACUCUGAGUCCAGAGUGGAAGGGGAUUCCCAAGAAGUCUGAAAAUGAAGUAGCUCAAAAUGGAGGUGCAGAAGCUACACAUAACGAACCAGUGUCGCCUAUACCUAAAGCUUUACCUGUUCCAAUUCCUGUUCCCAUGCCUGCACCAAUAACAGUACCUCCUCCACAGGUUCCACCGCAUCCAUCAGGUCCUCCUGUGGUUGGUGCACUCCAACCACCUGCUUUCACAGCGCCCUUAGGAAUCCCACCUCCUGGAUUUGCUCCUGGAGUGCCACCACCGCCACCCCCUCCGUUUUUACGACCUGGUUUCAACCCAAUGCAUUUACCCCCAGGCUUUCUUCCACCUGGACCACCACCACCUAUAACUCCUCCAGUAUCUGUUCCUCACACUCCAGCAGUAAACAUCCCAAAUUCUACAGCAACUGGGGUAAAUGAAGACACUACAAAAGAUUCGUCUGUAGGAAAUCCCAUCCCAACAGUGGUUUCUGGAUCCCGAGGGAAUGCUGAAACUACCGAUAGUUCAAAAAUAUAUGGGACUGUUCCACCUCCUGUAGCACCUACUAAUGUACCUCCUCCUGUCACCCAGGCUAUUCCACUUCUUGGCACUCAAGGAGUCGCGCCGCCCCCGCCAGCCCCGGUUGUUGGGUUGCAGACUCCAUCCACCGGCCUCUUGGGUGCCCGGCCUGGUUUGAUCCCACUCCAGCGACCGCCAGUAAUGCCACCCCCUCCGCUGCAGCGGUUUCCCUUGAUGCCACCGCGACACAUGCCUCCCCACAUGAUGCACAGAGGGCCCCCGCCGGGGCCGGGAGGCUUUGGGAUGCCUCCCCCCCAUGGGAUGAAAACCCCCUUCCCACCACCGGGUCACUUUGUGAGACCUGGAGGGAUGCCGGGAAGCGGGGGGCCAGGCGGACCUGAGGAUAACAGAGACGGGAGGCAGUUUAGGAAUGACAGGCAGACGUUCACGUCUAACAGAGACCAGGAAAGGUUCGGAAGGAGAUCUUUUGGAAAUCGGGUAGAAAACGAUCGUGAGCGCUACGGUAACCGCAACGACGACCGCGAUCACGAGCGAGUUGGUAAUCGUGACAGGCGAGACUGGGGACGACGAAGCCCUGAGCGUGACAGACACAGGGACUUGGAGGACAGAAACAGGCGGUCGAGUGGCCAUCGAGACAGAGAGAGAGAUUCACGGGACAGGGAGUCUCGCAGAGACAAGGAAGAAAACCGAGGGAAGGAAAAGCCGGAGCUGACAGACAGGGCAGACGGCGACAAAAACCACGAGUCUCACGGCAAAGCGGAAGACGCAGACGCUGUUUCAGAACUUGCCGCAGGAGAGUCUGAACCUACGGGUGUGAAACCUGUAGAGGAGUUACCAGCCGAGGCUACCUCAUCCCUGGAACAAGCGGAAAAGGAAACGGGCGCAGUGACGGAGGCUCCUCGCUAGGGACUGGCCGUGUCCGAAAGGGGACAGGGACAUUUGUUGGAGUGUAGAGCUUUAGAGUUGUACAGUUUGCUGUAUUAUAUUUGCUUCUGCUUAUAUCACAGCCCCUCGGUAGUUGGUGGGGAAUUGUAAGCAAUUUGAUUGCUUCCCUUCUAUUUAAAAUAGCCACAACAUAACAUGGAAUACUGAAGAUAUGAUUAAAAUAUUACCCAUUUUUGCUGUAACUUUUUUAAAGUUUUGACUUUAAAAAGUUUACAAAUCAGAAGUAGAAGUGCUUUCUAUUUUUUUUUUUUAAUUUAAGAAAAGGUAACGGUGAAAGCUCCUCAAAACAAUAGGGAUGUGUUUUUAAUAAACUCUAUUUUCGUAACAAA
This is a messenger RNA of Mesitornis unicolor (brown roatelo), 3190 nucleotides long. It is a transcript of the gene SCAF4, whose product is annotated as SR-related CTD-associated factor 4. NCBI's taxonomy places the organism in Eukaryota, Metazoa, Chordata, Aves, Mesitornithiformes, Mesitornithidae. Gene Ontology annotation, molecular function: RNA binding; RNA polymerase II C-terminal domain phosphoserine binding. Gene Ontology annotation, cellular component: nucleus. The transcript is spliced from 16 exons. Gene Ontology annotation, biological process: negative regulation of termination of RNA polymerase II transcription, poly(A)-coupled. The annotation marks the transcript as partial. The record is from RefSeq and is a predicted model, not a curated record.